Molecule: messenger RNA, 1940 nt
Organism: Xiphophorus couchianus (Monterrey platyfish)
Lineage: Eukaryota; Metazoa; Chordata; Actinopteri; Cyprinodontiformes; Poeciliidae
Gene: bhlhe23
Product: basic helix-loop-helix family, member e23
Exons: 1
Coding region: 641-1324 (227 amino acids)
Biological process (GO): positive regulation of transcription by RNA polymerase II; sensory organ development; axon development
Cellular component (GO): nucleus
Molecular function (GO): E-box binding; DNA-binding transcription factor activity, RNA polymerase II-specific; protein dimerization activity
Source: RefSeq, a predicted model, not a curated record
AGUGUGUGUUAGAGAUCCAUAAAUUGUACGUGUUUCCGUUUCUAAACUAAAUAAAUGAACUUGGAAAUGAUAUUCUAAAUUACUAAGACGCAGCUGUAAAACACAACAGCCAGACAGACCUGGGAUCCGCGUCAGGUUGCAGUUUCUGUUUUAAAAGUGGAAACUGGGAGCAGACCCACGCUCUUUCCAAGUUAAUUAAAACGCCCCCCUGAUUGGACGGACAGAUAAUCCCGGCGGGCCGCCUGCUCGUACUAACUUGUGAGCGGGACGGAGUGCCAGUCACAAUCUGCUAGAGGCGAGGGAGGGCAAGAAAGACCACUGCAGCUACAAAGGCGAGAGGAGCGCAGUUAGGGAAGUGUUGUUAAACGUGGGCUAUGCGCGCAACAAGGGGGGAGCGCAGUGCACAGAGGAGGUGAACGCAUGUACAGGCUCAGCUUCACACUCACAGCCUCCUUCCUGAAGAGACACAGCGCUGAGAGGGGAAAGGAGUGAGGAAAAACUCAGAGUACAACACAGCAACUCUUGGACGAAAGUGCGCCACAGCCGUCAGGAGAGAAGUUUGGAUAAAGCGGUCCAAGGAAGACUUUUUCCUGGUCAGAACCUGCUCUGGAAGAGAGAGAGAGAGGGAGAGAGAAAGAAAAUGAAUGUCAGCGAUGAGAAUCUGCUCAAAUCGAUCAGCAACGACGCGCUUCUCGACCUGACGCAGCGCUACGGGCAGUCAGCCUUCGGGUUUGGCGCUGGCCACGGUGCUGGAAGUCCCGGCAGAUACCCGCUCACACCGGCCGCCGACUUCCUCUCCGGACAGACUGGGAAGUCCAACGAGAGCGGCGGGGAGCACACGAGCGACGACGAGGACGGCUUUGACUCACUGGAGUCCCGGAAGAGGGGCUCCUCGUUUGGGGACGACAAGCCCGGCGGGCCCCUGGCCAAAAAGUCCAAAGAGCAGCGGUCCCUGCGGCUCAGUAUCAACGCCCGGGAGAGGAGGAGGAUGCACGACCUGAACGACGCGCUGGACGGCCUGCGCGCCGUCAUCCCGUACGCCCACAGCCCCUCGGUGAGAAAACUCUCCAAAAUAGCCACUCUCCUCUUGGCCAAGAACUACAUCCUCAUGCAGGCUCAGGCUCUGGAGGAGAUGAGGCGGCUGGUGGCGUAUCUGAACCAGGGACAGACUAUAACCUCACCGAUCCCCACCGCCCUGGCGCCCUUUGGACAGGCAGCCGUCUACCCCUUCUCGGGCUCCGCACUCGCCACCUGUGCCGAAAAGUGCACCACUUACUCCGGGGCACCGUCGACUCUCUUCAAACACUGUAACGACAAGCCUUGAUUUGAUUUACGCUCUUUUUCCUGAACUUGAACCUGUACUGCGCCCAUGUCAGUCUCUGUCCCACUCUAGUUAAUUUAACACAUAAUUCUGUGGAAAUUAAAACGGUUUUAGUCUAAUGCGUAAUGGUAAGAUAUGGUUAAGUAAUCAUACUUCAAAAAUGCUCUGUAGAAAUUAAAUUGUUCGGGCCUUCCUGUCACUGUGGCUUGCAUGUCUCACAUCAACUACAGGCCAUAUUCAAAAUAUGAACUUAAAUUCUGCGAAGCUUCUGUUAUCAUUUGCAAUCUAUGCAACAUUCAGUAAUUACAAGAAAAAAUAAAUGCGACCAUUUUCAACCUUUAGAUCUGAUCCUAAUUAACUAUAUGAAAACAAUCUGAUGUUAUAUUUUCUGAUACAGUGUGUUUGUUUUUAUUUCAACUUAUUGCACAUCUCACAUGAUUGUAUUGUACAACUUUGAAUAAUCUUCAAAGCCCGGUUAUAAUAAUAAUAAUAAUAAUGAUAAUAAUGGUUAUAUAACUGCAGCCUAUAAACCGAAGAAGUAUUCUGGUUGUGUUACAACAUGGAUUUCAUAUAUUGUUUAUAGUAUGUCUUUAUAAUUAAAACAUAUCUAUGCUCGGGG